AUGCAGACGGAUGCAAUCACAUCGCAGUGUGACCUUGAUGGAGUUGAUCAACAAGAGAAGCAGAUGAAUAACUCGCCGUUAUUCGAGGAUAACAUUGAAAUCCCUAGUGAGCAUCUAUCUGCUGAAACGGAUAACAGCUCUCCUCAUGACGGUUUAUGUAUUGCUGAAGAAGAAUCGCCGUUGAAUAGGAGUGAACCUAAUUCUGAUAGACGUCAAGCGCAUAUGGAGUCUCAGGAACGUGGGGAUGAACAGCGCAGAGCGAACGUUAAACGCGAACCCGUCAACUUUGAUGAGGGAUCUCAGGCGAUUUCUGUCCAAGUAUACCAUCCGGAUGGCAGUGAGGGACAAUCAUUAAAUGCGAGUGAGCACGUUGGGUCAGAUGUGGAUCAACACAGAGGUAUCUCCGAUCACCCAGUGGAUCCGACAAUAAAUUACAGGUAUAAAAUGUGGUCAAAUGCAUACAAGACUUUUCGCACGAAUCCGUUUAUCAUCUCUCCUGAUAGCGGUCAGGAGCCAAAUGAACGUAAUUGGAAGGAAAUUUAUGUGGGUGAUGUACUGUGGGUGCGUUGGAGGAAGAAUGAGUACUGGCCAGCUACUGCUUACAGCAUUUCGGACACUGCUCCUGUUAAGGUUACUGUGCUGUGGAUCAACGAUAAGACUCAGAGCACGGUGGACUACACACAGGUGGACUCCUUUGACAUGGCUUUCCACAUCAGAUACGACGCCCGUCGUAACGACCCGAAGUAUGUCAAAGCAGUUGCCACAGCACUUCGUUUUAUGGGAAAAAUGGGUUUUUGGGAAUGUCAUAUCACUGCGAAGGUUUACGAUGAAAUUGUCAAGGAGGAAGGAGAGUCCUUUUGUCGCCAUAUUUUUCCCGACGAGUUAAAAAGGAUUAAAGAAAAGUCUAAAGCACCGAAGUUGGCAAAGGAGACAAAAAAAGAGGACCUGACAAAGAUGCAGCGAUCUGAAGAAGUACUUCAAGCUCUCCAGGCUGCCCACUUUAUAGAUAUAUAUCAGCGCUCUCCCCUGGUUGGUAACGCUCUCCCUUUGACGCAACAGAUAGUUGACGAUUACCAAGGAAGCAAAGAGUAUGCCAGUGGAAACCUUGACCCUCUGUUUGUUGACGGAUCCAUGCUAUCCUUUGACGAAGAUGUCAAGGUGUUCAACAUUGAUCCGGCAGUAAUGGGAUCAAACGAAAUUGUUCAGUGGGAUGGUGACAGCGGAAUGGUCAAAUCUGGCCAUGACGCUACCGACGCUUACUUGGGUUACGAGCCUCCCGAUGAUGUCGAUGCAGUCACUUCUAGCGCAAAUGCUUUCGAUGGCGAAACUAAAGAGGAGGUAAAGUUGAGCUUGAGAAUGCUUCCUGCUAUCUAUUUUACUACUGAAGACUUUGUAUGGGGUUAG
Molecule: messenger RNA, 1404 nt
Organism: Strongylus vulgaris
Lineage: Eukaryota; Metazoa; Nematoda; Chromadorea; Rhabditida; Strongylidae
Source: the annotation of a GenBank genome assembly